AUGGCGUCUCGGGUCAUUUACAAGACUGUGGGCCACAGAGAAGAGAGGUACGGGGCCGAGACACAAAAGGCCGAGCAUGUGUGGCGCGCGGCCGGCGUUAAGAACAAGUGGGAGAGCCCCAUGGUAGACGGACAGCAGCCAGUGGUGAGAGAGAUGCCCUUGGGCGGGACCCUGUUCGCCGCCUCGCAGGUCCAGCCAAACAACAUGGCAUUUGCUCGGCUUGGCGAGACUUGA
Gaeumannomyces tritici R3-111a-1 is the source of this 234-nucleotide messenger RNA. RefSeq lists its product as hypothetical. The record is from RefSeq and is a predicted model, not a curated record. Lineage: Eukaryota; Fungi; Ascomycota; Sordariomycetes; Magnaporthales; Magnaporthaceae. The transcript is spliced from 2 exons. The coding region runs from base 1 to 234 and encodes 77 amino acids.